AUGACAAUGUGACUUCUUCAACUUAUGCAUGGCAACCAGACUUGCAUAUAUAUCAUUCCCGCUUUUUGCAAGGAAAUAUUUCACCCGGGACAAAACCUAUUUUCCGAAGCUUUUGUCAUCAUGGAUGAUCCAGAUUUUUCGGUGUCUUUAGUUAAGAUUGAGUCUACCUCGCAGGAUGAGGAAACUAAAGAAUCAGAAAUUCCGAACAAUUCGAAUUUGAUAGGCAGCAGUAAAGACUGUCACACACUUUGGGAUACGUUACGGCAACAAGGACAGCUGUUUAAGGUCCUGGACACACUGACAUCCAAGAUGGCUCGGCUUGUCGGCAGAAUUCAGAACCAGACUGCUUCAGAGGAAGAUAGCGUCACUGUGGUGGAGCUUCUCUCUCAACUUGGCAUCAUGUUCGUUGACACGGAAACCAAGGAGGACGGAUCUAAGGAGAAGAGAUUCACCUUUGUGACGGAUGCUGAGUCAUCAUUGCCACGACAACCACUCACAGCUCCUCAGUCUACUGACAAGCCUCAGCCAAUACUGCUUCUGAACUCCAACGCCACGGAAACAGGAGUUGAGAGUGACGAAGACCAUCCAGAUCCCUUUGAACCUCUUGACGAACCUGAUGACACCAUGGGCGACAUCCCAGAUGCCGAACUCCCCGCCUUCAUCUGCGAGUGGUGCAGAGAGGAUCAAGGCACUCCCUUCAUGCUUGAUCUCCACUUGCUUCAAAACUGCAAGGUCCUGACGCAUUUCAAAGAUUAUAGUAUGUCCUGUCCGCGCUGCAAACGAGGCUUCCGUCAACUGCUGCGGCUACAGACCCACCUGCUUGUUGAGCAUGGAUUGGAAUCCACAGAGGUGCUGGAGAUCUUGCAUGAGCUGGAGGAGAAAGUCAACAAGCAGCGUGUAGCCGAUGAAAAAGGAGAGGCAUCCCAAUCUUCAGAUGAGAGUGACGUCUCUUCAGAAUCGGAGGCAACCGAGAAACCCACCAAGCUUCAAAUGGUGUGUGAAGUGUGUCAGGAGAAAUUGGGAACUCGUAUCGAUUUGCGAUCUCACCUGAUGGGGGUUCACGCUUUCUCCCGUCAGAAAGCUGUCAACAGUGUCUACAAAUCGGUGAAAACUGCCCAGAUACCAUCUCCUAGCAAGCCAAAGUCACAUGCGCCUAAGACACACGCAAAGGAACUUGGAUAUUUCUUCAAGUGCACUGAGUGUGAUAAAAGCUUUAAGGAUCGCACAAAGUUGGUUAAGCAUUUGAAGUCGGUGCACUUCAUAACGCAGUUCAAAGCUCUAAAGGAAGGCAACAGACAGUAUAAAGAAUUGAAUUCGACAUUUGCUUGCGAUUUAUGCCCCAGAAAAUACUGUAACCGCUACUUGUUAAACAAGCAUUUUUUUGAAGCACAUCAGCUUUCUAAGGGCCAGGCACGGUUGAAAUCUUCAGAGAUGUACCCACAUGCAAGUAGUGUGGAGAAACCAGUAAGGAAAUUAACAGUGAGACCAUCACCAUCCAUGAGGUCAAGAAAGGCCAGAGAAUUGAAGUCUAAGAAUGAAGACACAGAUGAUGAAGCGAUCGGUUCAGAUAAGCAACCACAACGAUCUCCAAGAAGUGCUCACAAGAGAGGAAGAGGGCGUCCACGUAAGUCUAGGAGACUGGCUCGAAAAGGAAUAAAGGCAGAUGAGAUAAUUGAGGACGGUGAAGAUGAACAAGAAAACCAUGGCAACAGUAUGGUAGAUGAUGAGGGUAACCAUGGCAAUGUGGAUAAGGAGAACAGCAUCAGUGACUUGGACCAAGAAGCUGAGAGAGAUGACAAUGAUGAAGACUUUGUGCCAUCAGAGUUAGAAGACAAGACAUCAAGUUCUGAAAAGCAAGCCAAGAAAAAAUCGCAAAGGAAAGCUAGCCGUGUUUCUGAUGAUGAGGAGUAUGUGCUGCAAGAUUCAGAAUCUGAAACAGCAAAGAAAAAAGUGGAGCCAAAAUUAACAACACAGCCUGACAGUGUUAUGGUUGAGAAUGAAAACGAAGAAAAAGGUGAUGAACAUGCUGAUGGCGAAGAGCCAAAUGAAUCAGAAAAACCGCCCAAGAAGAAGGGGAAAAGGGGCAGAAGGCCUAACGUGGAGGGCAAACACAAAUGUCCUCACUGUGAUAAAAGCUUCCUCCAUCUGAACUAUGCCAAGUUGCAUAUUUCCACAGUGCACAAGGAGAAGCCUGCGUAUCAAUGCAGCACGUGCCAGAAGCCAUUCUACUUCAAAACUACCUUCAUACGUCACUUGAACUGCCACAUGAAUGAAGAGAUGGGCAUCAACUUCACCUGCGAAGUCUGUGGCAAGUGCUUUAAAGACAACCACAGCCUGAUCACCCACAGGAAAAUCCACAUCAAGGAUCUACCCUUCAAGUGCGAGUUCUGCGACAAGAGUUUCUUCCACCAGUCGCUGUUGUUACGCCACCGCAACUUGCACACCAAGGAAACUGAGUACAAAUGCAAACACUGCGACAGGGUCUUCUACCGAAAGGGCGGGCUGACGUAUCACAUGGCUUCGAUCCAUGACAACAAGCGAGACCACAUCUGCGCAAAUUGUGGUCUUGGCUUUGCUUCGAAGAGUGCCUUGGUUGCUCAUGGGCAUACUCACAGCACAGUGCGAACAUUCCAAUGUGAUAUAUGCGGAACUCAGGUCAAGACUAAGGGAAACCUGAAGGAGCACAUGAGGUGCGUUCACACGGAAGAGCGGGCUUACAAAUGCGAGAUCUGCCAGAAGGCAUUCAAUCGCAGUCACCGCCUGACCUUACACAUGAUGAUGCACAGAGACGAGAGACCACACAAGUGCCACCUUUGCGACAAGGGCUUCCGGACCCGAACCAACCUGCGGGUCCACAUCAAGUGGCAUCAGGACCAGCGUGACUUCCAGUGCGAGCAAUGUGGCAAGACCUUCCUGAUCCCCGGAAACCUAGACCGGCACAUGAAGACACACCGGAGCGGUAAAACCCAUCGGAAAAAAUCAACCAAAAAGCCUGCAGCAGAAACUGUACCACAGACCACGGACCAAACGCAGCUUGCCACGCACAUGGAAGUACCUCCCAGCCAGCCAGUUGAGAACCAAUACCAAACAGUCCAAAAUCUGGUGUCAGGAGCGGGAUUCGAGUCAGACCUUCCAACAUUAGCAUCCAUCGCGCAACACCUGUCCACAAUGAACAUUCCAGUCUUUCAGGCAUCAAACACCGCAGGCCAGACUUCCAUUCCGGUAGCAAUCAACCGUGAUGAGAACACCUGUACCUUACUUCCAGGCUCAGUCAUAUCUGGUGAGGCGUCGGCUGCCCUAGCGGCAUUCAGCCAUGCUCAGCAGCAACUACAGGGACCUGCUACAGGCCCACCUGUCGUCACUCAGUCAGUGCAAGGCAACUUUGAGCAAAUAGAAUUGACCUUGUAACCAGAAACGGAUUAUUCAACAAGAAGCACUCAUAGAAAGUGAAGAUGUUAUACACAAGUACUUUGGUGCGACACAUCCAUAAACAUUUCACAGACUUUUGCUGACCGACUAACUGAGAGUGUUAAUAUUUAAGCAGGUUUGGUGUAAAGCUAGUAUAUGAUCAUGGAGAUUCGUAUUAUUUUAUUAACUUUUUUUUCAUGGCAGCGGAUUUGGUUCUCGUUUCAAUUACUGUGUACAAUAUGAAUUAUGAUUGCUUUUUAACUUGUUUUUAUUUGUAAUUACACUUCAAAGUGGAUCAGUUUGAGGAAUUUUCUUCUACAUGUAUAU
Patiria miniata (bat star) is the source of this 3735-nucleotide messenger RNA. Its product is annotated as zinc finger protein 91-like. The transcript is spliced from 4 exons. The record is from RefSeq and is a predicted model, not a curated record. Gene Ontology annotation, cellular component: nucleus. Gene Ontology annotation, biological process: regulation of transcription by RNA polymerase II. The coding region runs from base 25 to 3408 and encodes 1127 amino acids. Lineage: Eukaryota; Metazoa; Echinodermata; Asteroidea; Valvatida; Asterinidae. Gene Ontology annotation, molecular function: RNA polymerase II transcription regulatory region sequence-specific DNA binding; DNA-binding transcription factor activity, RNA polymerase II-specific.